Messenger RNA from Nomia melanderi (Alkali bee), 3114 nucleotides. The record is from RefSeq and is a predicted model, not a curated record. Lineage: Eukaryota; Metazoa; Arthropoda; Insecta; Hymenoptera; Halictidae.
GAUCAAGAAAUAAGAUAAAAUAAUAAUAAAUUAUCAAAGCAUGUACCAUCGCAAACAAAAAGAGAAUCGUUUAAAAAACAGAAAUUACUUCCAAACCUAAGAAAUCAGUAAAACAGUAUCACAUGAAAGUUCAUAUUAAAAUUUAAGUGAUUGCGUUAAACCAAACCAAGUCGUGAAAAUCAAACCAACAAGAAACUGUGCGAGAAAGAGUGAGAAACGAUCGAUCGGUCGAAUUCCUCAGCUUACAAUUAGCCAUCAAGUGUGCGAGUAAGAUUAUUCUAAUGUUAUCUUGAUCGAAAACGAAAGUGAACCGGGCACAAUGACGAAGAUACUCGGCGUGGAAUUCGCUCCUUUGAACGUGCCUCUGAGACGAAGGCUCGAAACCCUUUCCGCGGCGAUAUGGAUCGUUUGGCUGGGAUUCGGCGAUUUCAUCGGUUGGAGCAUCACGGCUUACCUGCUCUUCCGCACGGAAAUAUUGCGCUACUUCAUCCUACUUUACUUCGUGUGGAUGUACUACGACUGGGACACGUGCAAUAAAGGAGGUCGAAAUGCUCGCUGGAUAUCGUGGCUAAGGAAUUGUGCCUGGUUGCAUUACUUUUGCAACUAUUUCCCACUGAAGUUGGUGAAAACCACUGACCUAGAUCCCACGAAGAAUUAUUUAUUCUGCAGCUUCCCCCACGGGAUCCUGUCGACAGGAAUUUUCGGCGCGUUCGGCUCGGAUGUCCUCGGAUGCAGGGAAUUAUUCCCGGGAUUGGAUUUCCGGGUGGUUAUCCUCGAUCAACAUUUCCGAAUUCCCUUAUUCCGUGAAUAUGUUUACUCGAGCGGUACCGUCAGCAGCAGCGCGGAAAGCCUGAACUAUCUGCUGUCAUCGAAGCCUCAAGAACCGUACACUGGAAGAGGAACAGUUCUGAUCGUCGGUGGAGCGUCGGAAUCAUUGGAAUGUAAGCCAGGCACUUAUCGUAUCCUGGUAAAAAGAAGAAAAGGCUUCGUAAAGAUCGCGCUGAAGCAUGGGAGACCUCUGGUACCUGUGUUCUCGUUUGGAGAAACCGAUGUAUACGAUCAGGUGUACGGCCCAGACGGCUCGUUCCUAAAAAAAGCGCAGCACUUCAUUCGCAAGAAGAUUGGAAUCGCCCCAGUCCUUUUAAUGGGUCGAGGAUUUUUCCAGUAUUCGUUCGGAAUCAUUGCUCAUAGGAAACCCAUCAACGUCGUUGUCGGCGGUCCCAUGGAGUUACCAAAAAUUCCUGAGCCAACCGCGGAGCAGGUGAACGAGUACCACGAGAAGUUCAUCGAGCACUUGAACGACCUGUUCGAGGCUCAUAAGCACAAAUACAUAAAGAACGCUGAUUCAGUGUCCCUCGAGUUGAUAUCGUGAUACGCGUUACCCUGCAACAGUGAUCCUCAAAUUGACGCCAAAAGUCGUUGAAAUCUUCCCGUGCGUCGAAGACAUUCCUAACGUUUCACCGUGUUUUUAGUGAUUUUACAAAGAAGUGAUAAGAACGAAGAUAUACGUACUUUUAUAGAACUCUUUUUCCUAGAUAGAACACGAACUCCCCCGAGCUGUUUAGAUAGAGAGCGUGAUGUUAAUGCGUGGAGUAGCAAUUGCGUUUUAAUUGAAUUGUUAAAGAGGAUUCUUCGUGGUGAAGGCCUUAAAACGGGAAUUGCUCAAACGCGGUUAUAAAUAUUCGAUGUAAUAUGAACGGUAAAUGAGGGUAUGUAAACAUUAGGUAAACAAGAACUCGGAUUGGUGCGAUUUGAAAACAUUUUUUAAUAGGAAAAAUGUUGUAGACAUUCCUGUUUAAUAGGUUUAAAAUAGGACACGCUUUAUGGUGUAUUUUCCGAUGAUUGGUACCAACAGUAUCGCAAGAAUAAUGAAGAAUGUGAACCAAACGAUCCCACGUAAAAUCUGAAAGAAAAAUACUAUUCGUUUCAGUGUGUGUGUUCAUUUUUAACAGCUUACUAUUUCCUACGAUGCAUUCGAUGUAUGUACCUUGUCCUGCCAUUCCUUGUUCGCGAUGCAAUCACGGAAUUUCAUUCGUGAAAAGUGUACUGUACUGUACAAGGGUAUCCAAGUGUUCGGCAUUUGACGGUGGAGUAUCGUGUCCAGGUGUUUGCGCAAGAGGAACGAUUUUCUGUUCACUAAAUCCCUCAUCUGCAAAUCGUCUGGUAUGUAACAAAUUGGUUUAAAGUAUAAAUAUAUCUACUUUCUAAAGUUUUGGCAAUUAAAUUGCUGAAAUUAAUAUAAAUUCAUGUUUCUAUACAGUGAUUUUGAAAAGAUGAUGAUUAUAAAGAUUGAUGAAGCUUUUAAGCUGUUCCAAUCAAUUCCAAUUUGACUAAUUUGAAAGUUACGAAACUUAAAUAAUGCAAGGUGUUAGUAGAUUGAUUGUACACGGAGGAAAUAAUUAGAUAAACAUAUUAGCGAAGCGUUAAAUUCUUGAAUUCAAUGCAAGUUCCCUUUUCACAAUUAAUUAGAAUUGAACUGGUGUAGUUCCUUCCUCAAAGUUCUUAUUUUAUAUAAACUUCGAUAAUGUUUAGAUUAAGUAAAUUUAUGUUCCUGUGUUAUUCGUUUUAGAAUACUAUUUACAUGAACUGUAACACGGUGAACAGGGUGAAGAUAACUUUUUAAAAAGUACACAAUAAUUAAAACAAAAGAAAAUGAAUGAAAGUUUACAGUGCAAAGUUCAAAUGGAGACAAUGAUCUUAUCAAGAAUUUGUCAGACAAAAAGCUUACCUCAACGUAAUUGUACAUAGCUAAAUCGCAUAUCGCGUGAGCGUCGUCGCACCUUAGUUCGGUGAACAUCGGUAGAACCUUACUGAAGUCUGAAUCAUAACGUUCCAUUAACUCAUCCAACAAUAAAAUAUCCUCGAAACCCUGAUAAAACAAAUAUACAAUUAUCAUAAGGUUCAUUUACCUUACAUCGUAACGAAGUUUCAUACGUAUGUCCAAUACCGAAUUCAAGUUUCAUAUAGUAUUUGCUGUUUCACGUGUCAACUUUGAAUACAAAAUAUUUCAAUCGGUAAAUAUCAGUACGUUUUUAGUUAAUUUUAGGGACAACUCACAGCGUUCAUUCCCUGCGCAUAAAAUGGCACCAUAGCGUGUGCAGCGUCACCAACAAG